Messenger RNA from Diachasma alloeum, 2775 nucleotides. RefSeq names its product quinone oxidoreductase (gene Drat). Gene Ontology annotation, biological process: alcohol metabolic process. Gene Ontology annotation, molecular function: alcohol dehydrogenase (NADP+) activity. The record is from RefSeq and is a predicted model, not a curated record. Bases 713 to 1864 code for a protein of 383 amino acids. The transcript is spliced from 5 exons. Lineage: Eukaryota; Metazoa; Arthropoda; Insecta; Hymenoptera; Braconidae.
UACCCCCACUCCGUUCGAGGUUACUUAUUUGGCAGAAUUCAGUAUAGGGGCGGGUGGGGUAAAGUGGACACUAGACUUUUUUUAAUUAUUCAUAACUCAGAAACAAAUUCAUCAAUUGAGCUCAGGUUAGGCUCGUCUGGAAGGGAAAGAACUUUUCUUUGUACUGAAAAAAAAGUUAUUGCAUUUCAUCAACAUUUCAACGCCUCAUUAACAUUUUUAAAAAAGUCGAAAGUGUCGGUUUACCCCAACUUCUAUAUUGUAGUACCUAAUAUCUGAUACCGGUGGAAAUUAGUGUACGCUGAGGAGAAAUAAAUUCGUCACAUUUCAUGAAAACUAUCUCAUCUCACAACUCUGGAUAUGAAACGUGGGCUUCACGAAGACGCAAACGAACAUGGAUUGCAAUCAAUGACAGCGGGAUUUCAUUAUUCGUUUACGUGGAAAUCUAUUAUGAAGUAAUUAAAACACCAACACUUGGACCUAUCCAUAAAAACACAAAAAAAUUUGCAUCUUUGGAUUCACCGGAAAUGAGUAAACAAACCUGUUGUCAGAAGGCGGAAAUGAUGUGGUACUUCAUUUGCACAAAAAUUGGAGAAGAAUUGGCACUUUCCUUUUAUAAAAGGGAUAUAAUCAAUUGUUCCGCCUCCAUUAGCUGCUGCCAGCGGUGGACUUUAGAUGGCAGGCCCAGUGCCUCGGCGAAGUAGAACCCAAGAAGAUGAAUAAGCUCUGCCGUCAGCUGUCAAUUGAGAGUCCAAGUAUAACGGGACGUGACUGUGUCUUCAGUUUCGACGUUCCUGUCCCAGAUGUGCCCAGCCACGGUGCUAGAAUUCGCGUAGUGUGCGCCGGUGCCUGCUACCACCCCAAACGUUCCCCAAGUCUCACAAGUUUGACAUCAGUAUCGAGUUCAAGCAGUUUGGCAACUGAGGCUUCUCUAGAGGGCGAUUUUCCCGUAACUCUGCCGCAUCACGGAGUCCGAGAUGCAUCUCUAUUCCCCGGCUACGAAGUCGCUGGUAUUGUUGAGUCACUUGGCUCUGGACUGAGUGACGACUGUGCAUUUACUGUCGGCGAUCGGGUUAUACUUUAUCCCUACGAGGGAAUACCCAAUGGUUAUGUGGAGUAUCUCGUUGUUCAUGAUCUCAAAUACCUCAUUAAAAUACCAGAUAAUGUAUCACUGAGUGUCGCUGCUAUGCUCCCCGCCGGUGCUCUACUCGCUAUGAACACUGUCUUCGCGGCUCACGAACACGUACAGCAACUUGUGAAAGAGCGUGGGGAGAACAGUGUCUGCAAGAUCCUCAUCGUUGGUACCGGUGGAUUGGCUCUUUGGGCCCUGCGAAUUGCUGCCUAUCAUUUCACGAACAUGCGAGACAAGGUCACAAUAACAAUAGCUUCAUUGAAGGACGACGGAUUAAAAAUGGCACAAGAAUUUCAACGUAAAAAUGUGAUUUCCAGGGUGAACGUAGUAGAGUGGAACGAGGGCCUCUACGAGAAACAGUUGAUCGAACGCACAAUGGAUGCGUGUCGCGGUCAAGUGGACGUUGUCAUUGACUUCGGCACAACAUCCAGAAGCCUCCAUCGCAGUAUGCAAUGCCUAAGUAAAGGUGGAGUUGUUUUUGUGAUGAAAGAAGUGGCAGAUCGUUUGUUACCAAAAUUUAGCCGACGAGCGGAGGAGCGCCAAAUAAGCAUAAAGUCCGUGGAGCUUGGUACACUGGAGCAGUUGACUGAACUCGUACAAUUAGUGGCGUCCGGUGAAAUAGAGCCACCACCUCACACUGUUUAUCCGGCUGAAGAGGCAAUGGAUGUUGUUCACAAACUCUGUCAUUCACAAAUUCAAGGUAGAGCCAUUCUUCGCUUCUACCCCGCGGAUUAGACGCGGCGAUUAAGGUUGAAAGCCUGAGGACAUCAGUUAUCACUGAUUAUUGAUGAUUCUCGAUGAUCGGCGCAUCGAAAUUCAUCCGAAGAGAGUAUAUUAUGGAGUGAAGACGAAUGGAUGGUUUCGUUUUGGAUGAAUAACGUCAAGUUUGGGAUAUUGGAAAAAGAGCAGACUUAUUUGACAGAGAUUAACCAUAUAAUUAACAUGAGUAUGUAGAGUGAUAGUUCAGUUUAAUUAUCAUGAUGAACGCAUACAAAGUUCGAUAUAAAUAAUGCGUAUUUGCGUGAAUUUUCAAAAUUAUUGUGACGAAGUGGUGAAAGGAUUUCAAGAAUACUCUGAGAAUUGGGAGAAUUUGAGGAAAAAUAUCCGAAGAAGCUUUCAGUUGGUAGAAUUCUUGUUGAAGAAAUACUUCUUACACCUCCGAACCUCUUUCUGUAGAAGAUUUUCGAAAAAUCAGGUACAUGUCGUUCACCACUUCACAAUUUAUCUGAGGACAAAUGAAAGUAGUGGGAUAUGUCCUUUAACAUUACAAUAUGUUUUGGAUAUUAAUAACUGUUGAAAGGUCUGGUUAACUUGAGAUGGGUUCAUAAAAACUUGAAGCAAUAUCGAGGUAGGAGAACUAUUGUUUUUGCAUGCUGAACCAGUUGUUCGGAAUAAAAAUUCACUGAAGGCUCGAGUGCGCCUUAAAAAUCAUAAGCCUUGUUGAAAAUCCUAGAUCAGUAUUGCUGUGUUAAACUUUUUUAAGACUGUAAGUUUUGUUCAGGAGGUGGUCAUUUUUAUUUUUACUCAUCUUAAAUGUAAUAAGUCGAAGUUAACUUGUAACGCACCGCAUCGUAAUGGCCAAUGUCAUAACAGUGAUGUAUUAUACUAUAAAUCUUCGUAAUAUAAUCGAUAUGUUUUUAUUUAAA